GAGUCAAGGCGAAAGCGUCAAAAACGCACCAGGACUUGAAGGGGAGCUUCCCGCUGGAGUAAAAGAACAACAACAACAAAAAUAAAAAUAAAAUAAAAUAAGAACAUUGCCCUAAUGGCGUGGGAAUCCACUGGCGUGAGAGGAGAGAGAGGACAAUGAUCGCUUCGCAGGAAGGUUAUUCCCUAAAAACAUAAGCUUUGAGCAGAACACAAGGAUAUUUGGAGUACACUGACUGCAACUGCAAGUGAAGAUCCCGAGACGGUCAAACAUAAUCCCUGCUUCUUCUUUUCUUCUUUUUUCCCCUUUUUAAUUCUAAGAAAGACAUGGGGAGAUUUUCACCUCGGCAAAGCAGCAUUGGCUGGAAGAUCUGACGAGCGCACUGGGAGGAGAGUGAGUGAGGACCUGCAUAUCUGUGGCUGUUUCUCAUCAUUUCUAAGCUGGUGGGCUUCUAUAUCACAGCUGAUGACUGUCCCUCCGGAGGCUGGAUUACAGGGGUUAGCGGCAAGCCUGAGUGUUUGCUGAAGGGCGUGCCCCAGCUUGUAUGUUGGUCACCUACGCUCGCUCUUGCUCACAGGGAUCAUGUGGCUUUGUCCAAGGAGAAAUCGUUUUCCCUUGCAGAACUGGCAUGGUGUCCACAGUUGCACCAAUUUCAGCGUGUCCUUGUGGGUUUUAAGCUUCUGCUGGUGCUUUGCGGCCCUGAGAGGUCAGAACUACCACCCCUCUGUGAACACGCAGUACGGGAAGCUCCGUGGGGUGAGGGUGCCCCUACCAAGUGAGAUCCUGGGCCCCGUUGACCAAUAUCUGGGGGUCCCUUACGCGGCUCCACCCGUGGGAGAGAAGCGCUUCAUGCCCCCAGAGCCACCUUCUUCCUGGUCGGGGAUCAAAAACGCCACCCACUUCGCCCCUGUCUGUCCCCAAAAUAUUCACAAUGCAGUGCCAGAGAUCAUGAUGCCAAUAUGGUUCACCUUUAACCUGGAUAUAGUUACCACAUACAUACAGGAUCAGCACGAAGACUGUCUUUACCUAAACAUCUAUGUUCCAACGGAGGAUGUCAAAAGAAUAUCCAAGGAAUGUGCGAGGAAACCCAACAAGAAAAUAUGUAGAAAAGGAGGGGCCCAUGCAAAAAAACAGGGCGAAGAUUUGUCGGAAAACGACGGUGACGAAGACGAAGGUAUUUUCCACGACAUACGAGAUACCGGGGCCAAGCCUGUGAUGGUCUACAUCCACGGAGGGUCUUACAUGGAGGGGACUGGCAACAUGAUUGAUGGGAGCGUCCUGGCCAGCUAUGGAAACGUCAUCGUUAUCACUCUCAACUAUCGGGUCGGCGUCCUCGGCUUCCUCAGCACGGGUGAUCAGGCUGCUAAAGGGAACUAUGGGCUGCUGGACCAGAUUCAGGCUUUGAGGUGGAUCAGCGAGAACAUCGGCUUCUUCGGAGGGGACUCCAACCGCAUUACCGUAUUUGGAUCUGGGAUCGGAGCUUCCUGCGUCAGUCUGCUCACCCUCUCCCAUCACUCUGAAGGUCUGUUCCACAGAGCUAUCAUUCAGAGUGGGUCAGCACUUUCCAGCUGGGCAGUGAACUACCAGCCGGUCAAGUACACCCGUCUCCUGGCAGAGAAGGUGGGCUGCAACGUCCUCGACACAUCAGACAUGGUGGACUGUCUACGAAAGAAGACUUCCAGGGAGCUGGUGGAGCAGGACAUCCAAUCUGCGAGGUACCACGUGGCCUUUGGACCUGUCAUUGAUGGGGAUGUUAUUCCAGAUGACCCUGAGAUUCUAAUGGAGCAGGGCGAGUUUCUCAACUAUGACAUCAUGCUGGGGGUGAAUCAGGGCGAAGGCCUGCGGUUUGUGGAGAAUGUGGUGGAUUCAGAGGACGGUGUGUCUGGAAAUGACUUUGACUUCUCUGUGUCAGAUUUUGUGGACAGUUUGUACGGAUACCCUGACGGAAAGGACACACUGAGGGAGACCAUUAAGUUCAUGUACACGGACUGGGCAGACAGAGACAAUCCAGAGACUAGGCGAAAGACACUGGUGGCUCUCUUCACCGACCACCAAUGGGUGGAGCCGUCAGUGGUGACUGCUGAUCUCCACGCUCGCUAUGGCUCACCCACCUAUUUCUACGCCUUCUACCACCAUUGCCAGAGUCUCAUGAAGCCUGCGUGGUCAGAUGCGGCCCACGGGGAUGAAGUGCCGUAUGUCUUUGGAAUUCCUAUGAUUGGUCCCACCGAUCUUUUUCCCUGUAACUUCUCCAAGAAUGAUGUCAUGCUCAGUGCUGUCGUGAUGACCUACUGGACCAACUUCGCCAAAACUGGGGACCCCAACAAACCAGUUCCCCAAGACACCAAGUUCAUCCACACCAAGGCUAAUCGUUUCGAAGAGGUGGCCUGGUCCAAGUACAAUCCCCAGGACCAGCUCUAUCUGCAUAUCGGCCUGAAGCCGCGUGUGCGUGACCACUACCGGGCCACCAAAGUGGCCUUCUGGAAACACUUAGUGCCCCAUCUCUAUAACCUACAUGAACUGUUCCACUACACCUCUACGACCACCAAAGUGCCACCCCCGGAGACCACACCGAAAAGCGUGUCCACCAAGAGGCCCAAUGGAAAAAACUGGCCCUUCAAUACCAAGCGCCCCCCCAUGUCGCCUACCUACAACAGCGAGGAUAAGGAGUCUUGGAGCGAGGAUGAGGAGACGGGGCCUCUUGUGGUCGACAACCCGAGAGACUAUUCCACAGAGCUCAGCGUCACCAUUGCGGUGGGAGCCUCGCUGCUGUUCCUGAAUGUCCUGGCUUUCGCAGCCCUCUAUUACCGCAAGGACAAGCGGCGGCAGGACUCCGGCCAUGGACAGCCCAGCCCGCAGCGCCAGACCACCUCCAACGACAUUGGUCACCACGCACCCGAGGAGGAGAUCAUGUCCUUGCAGAUGAACCAGACGCACCACGAGUGCGAGGCGGGGAACAGCAACGAAGGGGCGCUGCGCCUGGCCUCGUUGCCCGACUACACGCUCACACUGCGCCGCUCCCCAGAUGACAUCCCCCUCAUGACGCCCAACACCAUCACCAUGAUUCCCAACUCCCUGGUGGGCAUGCCCAACCUCCACCCAUACAACACCUUCACAACUGGCUUCAACUCCACCGGCCUGCCGCACUCCCACUCUACCACCCGCGUAUAGCUUUAAGGAGGCCAGGGUGCGGGGGGUGGCCAGCGCAGGCGGGAGAGAAGGAAGUGGUGGUGGGUUGGCGGAGGAGGAGCAGGAGGAUGAAUGAAUUGAGGAGAGGAUUGUGUUUUAUAAAUAUCACAGGCAGGGGAAGGGCUGCGUGGGGGCAGGGGUGUGGAAGGGCAGGAGUGGGAUUAAAACGUGCAGAGAUUUAACUAGACUUUUACUAUGACGAGAGCAGCCGAGAGCUCUCUGUGGAUGUCAAGUUGUGCAGAGCUGCCAAAAUCAAACUGCUUUCCUUCUCCAGAAAGAGGAGGAGGUGGUCUUUCUGCAGUGUUUUUUUUUUCUAAAAUUAAUCAUUUUAAAAGCCUUUUUAAGCAGACUGAGGAGAUAUCAACACUUUUUUUUCUUGAAUUCAGAAGAACAAAAAAAAAAAAAUCAAAGAGAAGUGCUUUUUAUUUCCCCAUCCCUUCCUCCUGCGGGAGACAUCUAGAAUGACGGCCUCCGCGUCAAUAUUUGCGAAUAUUUUUAAUUGCUUCUUUGUUUUCUUUUUACGUUUCAAUGCCUUACUGAGCUCUUUUCUUUUCUGUCAUUAUUUCUCCUCCCUGAGACAAUUCAGCGCGGAGUGUGUUACAAAGUAAGAUAAGACUCAGAGAUGAGAGACUGAAUCCAGGAUGGGAAUCUAGAGGAUAUGCAGAUGUAGAGAUUUUAAAACCCAUUUUGGGCAACUCUUUUUCUUUUUUUUUCUGUUGUUGUGGUUAUUUUUUGUUUACUUCUCUGGUGCAUACCAACGCAACAGCCACACAGACAGUGUUAUCCUUUUUUAAACUAGAAAUGAUUUGUGUGAGACUGUUCUUGCCAAGACAUGAGAAGGUGGAGAUGAAUACUACGUUACUGUGAUUGUUUUAAAGAAAAAAAAAAGUGCAUCUUUUACAGCCAAUUUUAUCUGUUGAGCUAUCUAAUUUUAUGGUCACAAGGUGUGCACGUGCAAAUGCUGCUGUGUGGUGUGUUUGAAGUGCAUGUGAAAAUGAUUUUAUAUUUGCAGUGUGUAAGAGUGAUCAUGAGGUUGUGAUAAAGAAAGAGAAAUGAUGUUGUAACUUGCCAAUGCAAGCGUUCUUAGGGUGUGUGUGUUUGUAUACAUGCGUGUAUGUGUGUGAGAGAGAGAAAGACAGAGUGUGUGUUCGUGCACCAGUUUUAUUUUACUGUUCUGUUUGUUUUGCAUCUUACUGUAGGUGUGGGGAGGGAGCAGGGGUUCUGGGAAGUGUAGGAAAUGAGUACUUUCUCAUGUUGCUGAUUUUGGCUCAACACCAGUAGAGUUUUUCUGCUGCAUCUCUGGGUGUCUGUCUUCGCAACAUAGCACUUUUGUUGUUUUAAAAGUUCUAUGUGUCUAAUUUUUGCUUAAUGAAUACAAAAUAAAUAUAUUAUUUUAUGUCUAAGAGAGAAAAAAAAUAGCUAAAGAAUCAACUGAACUAACAGACAUGAUUCCAUCGACUUUGUAAGAGUUCCUCUUCAACAGCAGACAGAGGCCUGUUUGCACUGACUAAACCUACAUCAGUGCACACUUGUAUUUCUUUGAAUAUAUAUAUAUAAAUAUGGGCAUACAUACAUAUAUGUAUAGGGCUUCUAUGGAGAUAUCGUCCCCGUUUACGAAACUAUUAAAAUACAAUUCAGGCUGAAACGGCCCAGCGUAAAGAACUCCCGUGUAAAGUUGUUGCCAUUUGAAACAUACCAAGCCCAAAAACAUUCAAGGUGUCUUUGUAAGAGCUCUAUAUGUAUAUUUAUGUAUAAAAUAUUUAAUAUUUAUUUAUGUAUACCAGAUGCAUACAUGCUGAUUGUGCCAUGUGCCAAAUUAAACUGUAAAAAAUUAAGAAUAUAAAGUUUCACUAAACUUUUUCCUUUCUUGAUCAUACUUCCUUUCUUUUUGUGACUUAUUUCCAUUUCUAAUGAGUUAAGGAGCUAUCCUUGUGGCAACUGCAAGGCUCCCCCCCGAAAGGACUUCCUUUUUGCCUUCCUUCUUCCUCUCUGCUGCUCCUUCUCCCUCUUUCUCUUGCUGAAACCUUGGCAACUAAAAACACAGACUAACAGCUUGGGGCCUGUCUGUGUGCAUGACUCCAGAUUUUACUGUAAUUCAUGCAAAGUAGUGCUGCAGCAGUGGGAGAUUGUAAAAAGAUUGCCUUGAUGCACUCACACGGCAUCCUAUUAUAUGUUAAUCUCGUGGAGAAAACUGGAUUUAUUGAUUCUGCGAACAAAACUGACAAUUUUCAUUUGGUGUCUCCGUGCAACCCCAAUUCUCUACGAAGUGUGGUAAUGCUAUAUCAACUUUGGAGUUUUGGUACCAUAGAACUCAACAUAUUUCUGAAGUAGGCCAUUACGGCUCCCCUUGGUAUUUAAUGAUUGGUAACGCAGCAGAGCGAGAAGUGCAGUCUGGUCAGCUCAUCAGUGAUGUUGCCGGUAGCAGAGAGGAAGAAAGAAAGGGAGGGUCUAUUUGAGGAAAAUCAUUUGGAUAUUGAUAUGACCCAUUGUAGUUUUGCUCAUUUUGCCUUAUAAGAAGUUCACUUCCUGAUUUGCGCCAUCGUACAAAAUGAGAAAACCUACGUUUAUGUACAGGAUCAUUUACGAAAAUCUCCAUGAAGUAUACAAGCAAUCUAAUUACAACAAUCCUGCCAUAGAUUGAAACCCAAACAGUUGAAAUAAAAUAAAGACUUUUCAAUACCUCA
Molecule: messenger RNA, 5867 nt
Organism: Poeciliopsis prolifica (blackstripe livebearer)
Lineage: Eukaryota; Metazoa; Chordata; Actinopteri; Cyprinodontiformes; Poeciliidae
Gene: nlgn3a
Product: neuroligin 3a
Exons: 8
Coding region: 580-3165 (861 amino acids)
Biological process (GO): chemical synaptic transmission; synaptic vesicle endocytosis; presynaptic membrane assembly
Cellular component (GO): synapse; cell surface; postsynaptic specialization membrane
Molecular function (GO): neurexin family protein binding; signaling receptor activity
Source: RefSeq, a predicted model, not a curated record